UAUAUUAUUAUUAUAUAUAGAGGAAAUAUGGUUCGAUUGAUUAGCGAUUAAUAUUAGUAUAUUUGAGUUUAAUGAAUGCUAUUAAAUACAUGCAUUUAAGAGAUAUAAUUUGUGAAAUAACACGAAAUAUCAGUUGUUAAGGAAGCGAGACUUUUAACUCUCGCGAUAUCUCAGUUUUCAAGCUGUUUAUGACCUAGAUUAAAUGGCUACCAAAAGUUAGCAUUGAUAACUACAGCGAUCAGUUGCUGAUUCGUGGUUGAUAGGCUUGCUCUAGUCUGUAAUGACUACUCGUGUACUACACGCAUACAUUUCUGGCCACCUCACAGUAAAGUCGGUAACGACAGAACGGUGUUAAGUAGAAAACUAAAUAACCGUUAGCUUUCAAGUCACAGGCAAUACUUGGGGACAUCUGAGGAUUCACGUUAGUAACAGUGGCGUAGCAACUGCCGACGCUUGUUUCAUUCGCCGUUACAGCUACCGGAGCAUGCCAACAGCAGCCUCGCCUAAUCUACGGGGAAUCAACAGAGCAAAUAUCCACUAUGAGAUUGAAAACAUCGCUGCUAAAGGAACCCAAACAUAAGGAACUUGUGAGUUGUGUUGGCUGGACCACAGCAGAUGAGCUGUACUCGUGCAGUGAGGACCACCAGAUCCUCAAGUGGAACCUGCUGACCAGUGAGACUAGUCUGGUUGUCAGAUUGCCAGAGGACAUUUACCCCAUUGACCUACACUGGUUGCCCAAAACUGUUGGUGGCAAAAAGCAGACCCAGGCUGAGAUCUUUGUCCUUACCAGCACUGAUGGAAAGUUCCACCUGACCUCCAAGAUAGGGCGCAUUGAGAAGAGUGUUGAAGCACACAAAGGAGCUGUUUUUGCUGGAAGAUGGAACUCUGACGGGACUGCUCUUAUCACAGCUGGAGAGGAUGGGCAGAUCAAAAUCUGGUCAAAAAGUGGUAUGCUGCGCUCAACACUUGUCAGCCAAGGGUCCCCUGUGUAUUCUGUGGCCUGGGGACCAGACUCAGACAGAAUCCUCUUCACAUCAGGAAGACAGCUAGUCAUCAAGCCUCUGCAACCCAGUUCAAAAGUCAUACAGUGGAAGGCUCAUGAUGGGGUUGUUCUUAAGGUUGACUGGAAUUCAGUCAAUGACCUCAUACUGUCAAGUGGUGAAGACUGUAAAUAUAAGGUAUGGGACAGCUUUGGCCGUCUGCUUUACUCCUCACCGUCUCAUGACUACCCAGUCACUUCUUUGUCAUGGGCUCCAGAUGGAGAGGUGUUUGCUGUGGGCUCCUUCAACACACUGCGGCUCUGUGACAAGACUGGAUGGUCCUAUGCAUUGGAAAAGCCCAACACAGGCAGUGUGUUCACCCUGGCCUGGUCUGCAGACGGCACCCAGCUGGCUGGGGCCUGCGGCAAUGGGCAUGUCAUCUUUGCCCAUCUGGUGGAGCAGUGCUGGGAGUGGAAGAACUUUGUGAUAACCCUUACCAAGAGGAGAACUAUGCAGGUGAGGAAUGUGAUGAACGAUGCAGUGGACGUAUUGGACUUUAGAGAUCGAGUCAUCAAAGCCUCGCUUGCAUACGGUCACCUGGUGGUUGCCACUUCCCUCCAGUGCUAUGUCUACAACUCAAGGAACUGGAAUACCCCGCUCAUCUUUGACCUGAAGGAGGGAACAGUUAGCCUCAUCAUGCAAGCAGAGAAACACUUUCUGCUUGUGGAUGGAGCAGGUUUGUAUACGUUCUCCUACGAGGGUCGACUGAUCUCCUCCCCCAAGUUCCCUGGUAUGACAGCUGACAUCCUAAAUGCCCAGGGUGUCUCACUCAGUAAUGACACCAUCGCUGUCCGAGAUAAGAGUGAUGAAAAAGUCAUCCUUCUCUUUGAUGCCCUGACUGGGAAAGCCCUUGGCGAUGGGAAGCCUUUGACCCACAAGCUGGAGGUGGUGGAGAUAGCUCUGGACCAGUGUGGCCCAUCCACCGAAAGGAAGAUUGCCCUUAUUGACAAGAACCGUGACCUUUACUUGACUUCUGUUCGUCAUCUUGGGCGAGAACCCAAAAUCUGCAAAAUUGGUAGUAUGGUUCACAGUAUGGCAUGGAAUGAUGCUGCUAACAUCCUGUCUGGAAUCCAAGACAACCAGUUCACGCUGUGGUACUACCCGAGUGCUGUCUUCAUUGACAAGGAACUGCUGCCAAAAACACUAAACAUAAAGGACGGCAGUGAGUUCAGCCAUGCACCCCACAUUCUGAGUUAUGUUGGCACUAAGGUGACGUUACGCCAAGGAGAUGGUUCACUGGUAUACAGCAGUGUACCUCCCUACCUAGCCCUCCUUCAUGAAUACAGCACCUCUGCACGCUGGGAGGAUGCACUUCGCCUCUGCCGUUUUGCCAAGGACCAGUCUUUGUGGGCUUGUCUUGCUGGUAUGGCAAUGGCAAACAGGGAGCUGACCACAGCGGAGAUGGCCUAUGCUGCCAUUGGAGAGUUACCUAGGGUGCAGUAUAUCAACUUUAUAAAGGAGCAGCCAUCUAAGGAGUCGUCUUUGGCCCACCUGCUGAUGUUCAGUGGUCAGGUUCAGGAGGCUGAGGCCACUCUGUUACAUGCUGGUCUCAUCUACCAGGCCAUACAAAUCAACAUUGACCUUUUCAACUGGGAGAGGGCGCUGGAGCUGGCGGUCAAACACAAGACCCACGUGGACACCGUGCUGGCCUAUAGGGAGAAAUUCCUACACAAAUUUGGCAGGAAGGAGACCAAUAAGAGAUUCCUGCAGUAUGCUGAAGGGGUCGAGGUGGACUGGGAGAAAAUCCAGGCAAAGAUAGAGAUGGAGUUGUCUAAAGAAAGAGAGAAAGCUGCUAAUGCCUCUGUCAGGAGCAGCUUGGCCUCUCGAUGUUAAUGUUCAGGGGAACUUUCUCUUCAACAGCAACUUUUGCAGGAAUUGAUUCUGAUGUGUUUUUGACAUGUGGUUCAUAUUAGGUGUUUUGGCACUGUCUCAGGGUUAAAAAAUAAAAAGGUUCCAUAUCCACCGUUAUUUACAAGUACAUAAACUUCAAGUAAAAAAACACCAUGAAGAAUAUGACACUUGACUUUGACUCCUACACUACAGUCUUGUGGCAUGUGCUGUGUAACAUAAAACAUUUCCACAACAUUGUACAUGGCGUUCUGUUACUGUGGGUAGAUAAUUUGACUUUUGAUAAGAGUAUCCGUAUCUCUCAGCAACGGCACCAUUAUGGCCUUUCUGUCAUAUCAGCUUCUCAGUUAUUUCAGUGUGUCGUUCGGAGCUGGGCGUUAUCUUUUUCCAUUUGUCAAAAUUAACUUGGUAUGUUCAGUUAUGCACAGAUGUAUUGCUUUGUUUUUUUUUUGUCACUGAUGUUUGACUUUGUGUUUUUAUGUGGAUAGAUAUUUUUACAGUUUAUAUAGUCAAAACAUUGCCUUCUGUAAACAUUAAAAAGAAUGUCAGUUAAUAAAACAGAUCAAAAUACGGUACGUA
This is a messenger RNA of Toxotes jaculatrix (banded archerfish), 3467 nucleotides long. RefSeq names its product intraflagellar transport 80 homolog (Chlamydomonas) (gene ift80). Gene Ontology annotation, molecular function: protein binding. Lineage: Eukaryota; Metazoa; Chordata; Actinopteri; Toxotidae. Gene Ontology annotation, biological process: cilium assembly. Gene Ontology annotation, cellular component: cilium; intraciliary transport particle B; centrosome. The record is from RefSeq and is a predicted model, not a curated record. The transcript is spliced from 20 exons. The coding region runs from base 540 to 2873 and encodes 777 amino acids.